Messenger RNA from Helicoverpa armigera (cotton bollworm), 1901 nucleotides. It is a transcript of the gene Rsph4a, whose product is annotated as radial spoke head protein 6 homolog A. The record is from RefSeq and is a predicted model, not a curated record. Gene Ontology annotation, biological process: cilium movement involved in cell motility; axoneme assembly; cilium assembly. Gene Ontology annotation, cellular component: radial spoke; axoneme. The transcript has 13 exons. The coding region runs from base 151 to 1869 and encodes 572 amino acids. NCBI's taxonomy places the organism in Eukaryota, Metazoa, Arthropoda, Insecta, Lepidoptera, Noctuidae.
ACAUGAUUUUGUAGUACAGGCCAUUUUCAGCCCUUAUAUGUUUAAUUAAAACAAUAUGAUUUAAGGUCAAACGCUGUUACCGAGUGACACGUCACAUAGUUUACAAACAACUUCGUUAUAAAAUAAUUUGUAUGAAAGGAAGGCCUAAAGAUGUCAAACACAUUUUUAUUGGAGCCAGACAUAAUAGCAGCAGCAGAAAAUGUUAUGCCAGAUCUUAACAAUGAUUUGAUAUUGGCCAAGAAUUUCCUAAAGCAGCAGAGUGCAGCCACUGGAGAUUCCCUAUAUGACCAUUUAGUCGAUGUGGUCCAAAAGAUCCUAUCGCAGAAACCGCCCGAUGUUGUGGACAACUUUGAGCACUACUCCUGGGAAGUCAAGCAGGAGAAGUUUCGGCCCAACUUCGAUUUACUCAACGACAUAUAUUUGUCCCCUCCUCAGCUGGCCACCGUGCGGAGUAUGGAAGAAAUGUUCAGGCUGGUCGCCAGCAAAGCUACUAAGCUGGAUGACCUUGGGGAAGAGGAACAGGAGUUAGACCUUGAGGAAGACAACUACAAGCCGAAGAUACAAGACCUCAUUGAUCACAACUAUUACUUUAGAGAGGCAGGGUAUGGUCUGCCAGCGAGCGAAUGCUACACAGUCUACAUCGCCAUGAUCAUGUUGGGAAUCAAAGAACCAGUUUCAUCUGUCAGAUUUUUCGGUAAGAUCUUCGGGACCAAAGCGAAUUACUACGUCGCAGAAACUGAUCUUACUAUAGAUGAACUGGACAAGCGGAUCAGGGAGUUUGAACUGAAAGACAUGCCCGGGGAGGGCGAGGGCAUGGAUGAGGCGGGAAGCCCUCCCGUUGAGGAACAAGCAGAAGUCAUGCCUGAAGGAGAGGAGAAAGAGGAAGUGCCUAAGGAACCAGUACCUCCGAAGUUGCCUCCGGAGCCACAGAGCACCUGGCAGGCGCCCGCACCCAUACCGGUCGAGAGGCCGGGUCAGGGAGUCAAUAAGAAGGUGUACUGGGUCUGCAAUCGUCCUGGUGAGCAGUGGAUCUGUCUGCCUGACAUCAAGCCUGAUCACAUCCGCGUGGCCAGGCUCUCUGUGCGCUGCAUGACUGGAGACCUUGAAUCUGAGGUGAUAACAUUCCCUCCAUUCGACGGCGUGGAGAAGCACUAUCUUCGCGCUCAGAUAGCUCGCAUUGCUGCUUCCACUUCUAUCUCACCGCAAGGGUUCUUUACCUACGGUUCUGGAGAAGAGGAAGAAGAUCUCAACUUGGAAGAGGGAGGAGGUGACAUGGAAUUUAACCCGAACCCAUACUACCAGGGCCACACGCUGAAAGAUCUCGUGGACUCCAACUUGACGUACUGGGUGCACCACGGACGACAUAUCCUCAAGCAGGGUAGGACCUUGUGGUGGAACCCGAACGCUGGGAUGGACGAGGCUAUCGAGGAAGAAGAGGACGAAGGCCCUCCCCCCGCAGAGCCAGAAGUAGGCCCGUCUCUCUUCACGGCGCUCGCUGAAGACGACAGGAUCGAAGGCCUGAGCGCUUGGAGUACCAGGGUCAGCUCCACCCUGUGCCCUGAUAGAGCUCUCGCCGUCAUCAGGAGUAAUCUGUGGCCGGGAGCUGUGGCUUACGCUUCUACGGGCAAGAAGUCAGAUUGCAUGUACGUGGGUUGGGGCCUGAAGUUCCAGCCGCCGAACUUCUCACCGCUGCAGCUGCCGUUGCCUCAGGACGAGUACCCCAUCGGCCCUGAAGUCAUGGAGAUGGCUGAUCCCACCUUCGCUGAUGAGGAGGCAUACCGCAUCGCUCAUUUACCCCCUCCACCGCCGCCGGAGAUCAUGGGAGAAGGAGAGGGCGGCUUCGGAGAGGAAGUCGAAGAGGAAGACUAAAGUCUACACCUGUAUUAGAGACUUCUUAUAUG